Loxodonta africana (African savanna elephant) is the source of this 1062-nucleotide messenger RNA. It is a transcript of the gene OSTC, whose product is annotated as oligosaccharyltransferase complex non-catalytic subunit. NCBI's taxonomy places the organism in Eukaryota, Metazoa, Chordata, Mammalia, Proboscidea, Elephantidae. The record is from RefSeq and is a predicted model, not a curated record. Gene Ontology annotation, cellular component: oligosaccharyltransferase complex. The transcript has 4 exons. Bases 50 to 499 code for a protein of 149 amino acids.
GGGUGGCGCUUUGGGUUUGAGGCCGAGUGCUGCCUCUGCCGCCACCAACAUGGAGACUUUGUACCGAGUCCCGUUCUUAGUGCUUGAAUGCCCCAACCUGAAGCUGAAGAAGCCGCCCUGGGUGCACAUGCCGUCGGCCAUGACGGUGUACGCUCUGGUGGUAGUGUCUUACUUUCUCAUCACCGGAGGAAUAAUUUAUGAUGUUAUUGUGGAACCUCCAAGUGUUGGCUCUAUGACUGAUGAACAUGGGCAUCAGAGGCCAGUAGCUUUCUUGGCUUACAGAGUAAAUGGACAAUAUAUUAUGGAAGGACUCGCAUCCAGCUUCCUGUUUACAAUGGGAGGUUUAGGUUUCAUAAUCCUGGACCGAUCCAAUGCACCAAACAUUCCAAAACUCAACCGAUUUCUUCUUUUGUUCAUUGGAUUCGUCUGUGUCCUGUUGAGUUUUUUUAUGGCUAGAGUAUUCAUGAGAAUGAAACUGCCGGGCUAUCUGAUGGGUUAGAGUCCCCUUUGAGAAGAAAUGAGUGGAUACUAGACUUGCUCCUGUUGAUGAAUUUUAAAGGCUCUACCAAUCUUCGAAUAUGAAAUGUGGAAAAGGAUGAAAAGCAGCAGAGAAAGAAGCAUCUAGUGAAAACAUAGGAAGCUCAGGAAAGCUUGGAUUAGAAUUUCUUCUUGGUACUAUCCAGAAGACAAGCUUAUCACAGUAUUUUUUUCCUGCGGACCUAGACUGAUGUACCAAUGAUAUUAAGUGGCUUUUCUUCUUAGUUUUUCAUUCCUAAAAGAAAAUAUACUCCAUUUUUACAACUAUAAUAUUGAAUAAAUUGAUUAUUUUUUACAGCCCCUUAACGUUUAUUGGAGAUGGCAUUUCUGAUUUUCAAACAUUAAUGUUAAAUCAGGAAGCAAGAUUCUAUAAGCUGAGAACUCUGGACAACCGAUCAGCUUUACAUAUGGUGCUUUGCCUUUAAGCAGUGUGAUAGUACGUUAUUUCAGAUAUGUGUGUAAGACUGUUUCCUGAACAAUAAGAUGUAUGAAAGGAGCAGAAAUAAAUAACUUUUCUAAAUAAUA